Molecule: messenger RNA, 1835 nt
Organism: Ictalurus furcatus (blue catfish)
Lineage: Eukaryota; Metazoa; Chordata; Actinopteri; Siluriformes; Ictaluridae
Gene: fance
Product: FA complementation group E
Exons: 10
Coding region: 67-1596 (509 amino acids)
Biological process (GO): interstrand cross-link repair
Cellular component (GO): Fanconi anaemia nuclear complex
Source: RefSeq, a predicted model, not a curated record
UUAGCAAGAUAUAUAAGAAGGCAGAAUUGUAUUACUGUAGUUCAUAUGUGUUAAAGACCAGUUAUAAUGAGAGUGUUAGUGCAGCGUUUUGGUGGCCGCUCCCGAAUGUUGGUCCAGGCUUUACUCACAGGAGGAGUAAACAACGCGCAGAAAGUCUUCCUCAAACAGCGAGCCGUGGACUCUCUCUCCCCCUUACCUGCUUUUCUGGAGACCUUGUGUCAGGAUGAAGCGUGCUUGGAUGAAGACACUAAUGCACUCACUACUAAGCCAUUGGUCUGCCUUUUUUCUGCUGCGUUUAAGCGUGACCUGCUGUGCUUUCUGCAUCUUCUCCACCCCGGGUUACCACGAGAGAGUGUACUGGCUCUGCUCCGCUGCCUGUCACAGGACGCUGAUGAAAAUCCAUGGGUUUGUGCCUUAAUCAGACAGCUUCAUAAAGACAUUGGGAUUGAGGAGUUUAGAAGAGACACACUCCUCACACCAGAAUGUGUACUGAGCCUGAAAGACCUCUGUGAUCGGUUCAAAGAUUCUCAGGAAAAAGGAGGUUGGGAUCUCUGUCUGAAUGAACAUAAGACUGAUGAACUAUCUACAGAUUAUGAGACAGAUACAGGUCACAAGAAAAGGAAGAGUGAGAUCACAGAUCUUAAUAUGGAUGCAGAUGUGAAUGAACCACAGAGCAAAAGGAGAAAGACUGACCUUGCAGCCCAAGGUGACCCUGAAGAUGGACAGAUGGCCUUGGGUCAGGAGGAAUCGGAUGUAAAAACAAUACAGCUUGAUAAGGAGCUGGAAGAUUAUUCUUCAGCAACACCGCUAGUGCCAGAGGAAGAUUGCUCAAGUGUCUUACCAGAUCAUAUAAAGGCAGCUCUUCCUUUGAUAAAAGAAUUAUUGGACUCUGGAACAGAGUGGGAUGAGAGCUGUGCGCCUACACUUAAAGUGUUGAAUGAAUGUGAUGCAAAUCAGCUGGAGGUGUUUUGUGCAAUGCUGUGUUUGCCUGAAGCACCUGAGCAGAGUUUACCACAUUUCUGUAGCAGCGUGCUGGCUCUAUCUCCAGAUCUCAGCCACAGCACAGCCUCAGUUAUCAUCAAGAACCUUUUACUCGGCAAGAUUUGUUCCCUCACUGAGCCACCCUCCCGCUGUCUAGUCACUGCUGUAACAUCUCUGUGCAGUCGUUAUCCGAGGCCAACCUGUCAGGCUCUUAUAGAACCGCUCAUAAAGAAAGGACAAAUAGGUAGUGCUCAGGCUGAGCUGAUCUGUCGGCUGGUAAAAGACUGUCUUGAACCCCAUCACAGGCUUCUUGUAUUUCAGAUGGCACUUGUGGGUUCCUGGAACGAGGGUAUUUUGUCAGUCAUCCAUGACUUGCUGGAUUCAAAGAUUGAGCUGAGUGAAGAGAUUUUUUCGCUAUUCACUUAUCAUCUGAGCAGUCAGGCUCCACACUUCGCCAAGUCUAUGAAGUUCGCCAAGAUGACGCUCACUGUCCUGACGAAGUUCCAGUCUCAUGUGAAUGCUGCCUGUCAACACACACUGUCCUGCUGUAUUUCAUUUAAUGAGACAUUCCUGAAGAAGUCCCUCCAAGCUGCUUUAAAGUGCAUUUGUCAUUAAUGUAUAUUAUAUAGUUUUGUUAAAAAUUAAGAAAAGGGAUUUUAUAGGGAUCUAUUUGUAAUUGUAAUAAUAAGUGUAACUAUAUAAACAUGUUGCCUUACUUCAUAAUGGCACUGAGGUGUGCAUGUUUAUCUAUUUCUGUUUUGUACAUUAUAAGAUUGUCUCUGUAAAAUAACUAUAUUUUUAUUAAAUGAACAUUCAAAAUUAUUAAAACAUUUUUUAAAAAUACUUGCACUGUA